CUCACCCUUUAAACACCGAGGGGACACAGACGCUGACAGCCAUGACGACAAUCAACCCGCAGACGCUCGCUCCUGAAUCCAACGCCUUUGGCUACUAUCAAAACAUGUGGAAUCACCCAAAUAACUAUUUCCCUUCAAUACAAGGAGGUCCUUUCUGUUAUCAGAAUGAGGGAGCACAGACGGUGGCAACAAUGGCUAUGCCAAGUACACAACCAACACAAUCUCUACCCAUUCCAUACUGCACAGAGCGGCAGGAUAACCUGCAGAUGCAAUUUGCUCAACCGCUUGCAGGUGACAUGACAGCCACGCAGCUUCAGUACGCCAACUCCAUCCUCCCACAGGGCGUGGGGCAGGGCAGCGGUCCUCGCAACCAAUCAGAACGCAGCUUGAUGAAAAACAGGGAGGCCGCACGGGAAUAUAGGAGGCGGAGAAAGGCUUACGUUCAAGGCUUGGAGGAACGUGUGGCAAAGCUUGAAAAUCAGAAUAAGGCUCUGAAGGAAGAGCUAAAAACCUGGAAAGAAAUGUGUCAUCAUAACGGCCCUUGA
Messenger RNA from Syngnathus typhle (broad-nosed pipefish), 545 nucleotides. Its product is annotated as cyclic AMP-dependent transcription factor ATF-1-like. Gene Ontology annotation, molecular function: DNA-binding transcription factor activity, RNA polymerase II-specific; RNA polymerase II cis-regulatory region sequence-specific DNA binding. Gene Ontology annotation, biological process: regulation of transcription by RNA polymerase II. The coding region runs from base 42 to 545 and encodes 167 amino acids. The record is from RefSeq and is a predicted model, not a curated record. Gene Ontology annotation, cellular component: transcription regulator complex; nucleus. NCBI's taxonomy places the organism in Eukaryota, Metazoa, Chordata, Actinopteri, Syngnathiformes, Syngnathidae. The transcript is spliced from 4 exons.